AUGGAGAAUCAAAAUGGACAAUUAUUUACAAAGGUUUACCACAAACCAUCUUAUGAACCAUAUUAUUUGCCAUUUAAUAGUAUCCACCCGUUACAAAUGAAAAAGAACAUACCAUUUGCUAUGUUCUUAAGAGCCAUCCGAUAUUGCUCAACAUUCGAUGCAUAUUUACAAGAAAGAGAAUCCUUAAGAAUGGCUCUUCUAUUAAACAAAUAUCCUGGUGACCUAAUUACUAGCCAAUUCAAUCGUGUUCUAUCAAAAUUUGAAAUUAAUGAUCAACUUAGUAUUAGAAAUUACGAAAGACUAAGAGGUCAAUUAAUUCAAUCAUCUCACUCCUCAAGAGAUAGAACACCAUUUGACCAUGGAAAGAUGAUCUUCAUUCAUUUUACUUACUGUACAAAUAUGAAGUCAUUCCCUACGAAAUUCCACAACUUAUGGCAUAAAUAUUUCGGCAACUCACCAAUUAAUGAAAUUACCCCAAUAUUAGGAACCAAAAAUGACGAUAACUUACAAAAACGUUUAGUGCAUACUCGCUCAUAA
Messenger RNA from Adineta ricciae, 537 nucleotides. NCBI's taxonomy places the organism in Eukaryota, Metazoa, Rotifera, Eurotatoria, Adinetida, Adinetidae. The record is from the annotation of a GenBank genome assembly.